AUGUCCCCUGAGUCAGGGGUGAUGGAUGACCUGGAAGAUUGCUAUGGUCUGCCUCCAGUCAGCAGCUGGGAAAUGAUGCAUGCUGUGAAAUGUCUGGGGCCUCAGCUAGAACAGUUGGUGGUGGCUCUGUCAUUUGUUACUGAGCCUGAGCCUGAGCCUGGGCCUGAACCUGAGCUUCAGAAUGAGCUUGAGCCUGAGCCUGAGCUUGAGCCUGAGCCUGAGAAUGAGCCUGACCCUGGACCUGAGCUUGAGCCUGAGCCUAAGCCUGACCCUGGACCUGGGCUUGAGAAUGAGCUUGAGCCUGAGCCUGAGCUUGAGCGAGAAUGA
Molecule: messenger RNA, 327 nt
Organism: Haliotis rubra (blacklip abalone)
Lineage: Eukaryota; Metazoa; Mollusca; Gastropoda; Lepetellida; Haliotidae
Product: procyclic form-specific polypeptide B1-alpha-like
Exons: 3
Coding region: 1-327 (108 amino acids)
Source: RefSeq, a predicted model, not a curated record